Acanthopagrus latus (yellowfin seabream) is the source of this 4062-nucleotide messenger RNA. RefSeq names its product chemokine-like protein TAFA-2. Gene Ontology annotation, molecular function: receptor ligand activity. The transcript has 5 exons. Lineage: Eukaryota; Metazoa; Chordata; Actinopteri; Spariformes; Sparidae. The coding region runs from base 1596 to 2033 and encodes 145 amino acids. The record is from RefSeq and is a predicted model, not a curated record.
ACUGGUAGGAAGUGUUUCUGAAAUAAAAAAAAAGAUUGUAACAAAAUAUUGAGCAAACACGAUAUUAUUAUAAAGCAAUGUAAAUUAUAAUGUUUAAUGUAAUAGUCCCAACAUUUUGGGAAAGCAACCUCAUUUAUUCUGCAUUAAGGUUUAUCACGUUUCAGUUGAACAUAUAUAACCAGCCCAGCUUUACAUACACUUGUGCAAGCAUUUAUUUUAAAGGGGUUUUCCACCAAUUUUACAAAUGAAAUUGUGUCUACAGGUCUAGAGGAUUUCUUUCUUUGUGAAUAAACUUUUGUGGUUCCAGAAGAAGCUGCGUGUAAUAAAUUGCCUCCAGCGAUGAGACUCAGUUGCUAAGUUGCCUUGUGGGUAAUGUGGGCGCUGGGUAUUUAAAAGUAAGAAAAAAUGUGGAAUGUAAAAGGCAAUAUCUGUUUCUAGUGUACGAAUUUUGAUCAUUUGUUUGACUAGCGCAGUUGACUGUUUUUUUUGUUAGUUUUGUUGCAUUGUGGGUAAUGUAGUCCACUGUUCUAGCACUGUCAGGCUCAUUACAGACAGCUUGAAAACAAAUGAUCAAAACAAUUAAGCAGACCCAGAGACAUGGCCUUUUUUGAUCCUUCAUUUGCAAAACCUGGCACCUACAUUACCCACAAUGCAACCUCACCAACAAGUGACAUCUCUGGAGAUCGUUGCAUGCAUCUCAAAAGGCCUUGCACUACUUUUCUCUCCUCCACAUGUGCAGCAGCUCUCCAUAAGGCCUGCAAACACACUUAAAUAUCUACAAUUGGUGGAACUAACCUUUAAUAUGAAUCACAGAGCUUAUGGGGGAUUAUUAUUUCUCUUUGCUGCCAGGCACUAAUUGAAUAAUUUACAUCUCAGCUUGACAUUUUUGCCCCGAGUGGUGUGAUCUGCUUAAUUAAGCGAAUUUGCAAAUAUUUAUUUAUGAGGGUGGGAAACUUAACAGCUGUGAAAAAAAACUCACAUGGCGUUAAUAGAAUCCAUGUUUCCAAAUAUUACAUCUUAAAGAAGACAUAAAGCAGAAAAAACACCGUCUCCCGAGAAGAAAGCAGACCACAGGACCGGACCUGCACACGCAGUUUUUAAAUCCUCUGAUCACUUUAAGCUUCUUAGAGGCGCUAAUGAAAGUGGUCGCAUAUUGUCCGGGGACAGACAUCUGUUUCCGUCUUGAUUAAGUUUUUAAUUUUCCCUAACAGAAAAAAAAGAAGCUGCUAGGCUUUGCUAAUCGGAGUGAUCCCGAGUGUGUUCACAGGAAACCUGCGCAUCUCUCCCAUCUCCCGCAGCCUGAGAGCCACUGUGACUGCAGAGGAGAGGAGAGGAGCUGAGGUGUGAAACAGAGCGCACCGUGUUUAUUUAUUUAUUUAUUAAUUUUUUUAUUGAGCUGUUAACUCCGUCAGCUGGAGCGUUAUUUUUUUUUUUUUUUUUUUUUUACCUCUUCUCGCUCACUCUCUAUAUCGAGGCGGAGGAAACUUGAGAAAUCGGAGGAUUACAUUUCCUGCAAAACUUUUUCUAUUUUUGUCGAAACGGUCGUUGCUUUGUAUGCAGGAUGAGCCAGAUGGAAGCUUCCGCAGAGGCUCAUCAUGUUGAUCUGUAACUUCAGCGCAGGCGAGAUGAAGCUGAACAUAUUGGCUCAACCAAUACACUGGGGCCUCCUGCUUCUUUGUAUUGUGGGCUUCUGCAGCCAGCCAGUGUCCAGUGGCAACCAAAGCUCCCGAGGACAGACAGGGUCAAAGCAGGAGAGGACGGGGACCUGUGAAGUGGUUGCUGCUCAUCGCUGCUGCAAUAAGAACAAGAUUGAAGAACGCUCUCAAACAGUCAAGUGCUCCUGCUUCCCAGGACAGGUGGCGGGGACAACAAGGGCGCUGCCCUCUUGUGUUGAAGCCGCUAUUGUGCGUCAGAAGUGGUGGUGUAAGAUGGAGCCCUGUCUUGAGGGGGAGGAGUGUCGAGUUCUCCCUGACCUCACCGGCUGGUCAUGCAUCUCCGGGAACAAAGUAAAGACCACAAAGGUGGCGCGGUAGCAGCAAGACGGAAGCUCCAUCUGAUCGGCACGUGCCCAUCCCGGCCUGCAGCGGUUACCUUAACUAACACGGGACUCUGAGGACGGCGAACACCACCGUCAGACGGAGCAAAGAACAAUAUAGAUUUAAUUAGAUAUCUCCUGGCUGGGCUUUAAAACAGCAGGAACUCAUUAUUUUAAUUUCUUUUGACUUGAACACAAUUUUGGAUGGGGUUAAUCCCGUGGAGUGGACAAUCUAUUAGCAACUGACUUGAGAUAAAACGAUGCAGCACCUUUCCCACCCGCCCCCGACCCCCCCAAUCCAAACAGGGUGGCUCCUGCGAAAAAGUCUGUAUCAUUGUUUCAGUGCUUGAUAUGCUGAGCACAUUGUGAUGCACUCAAUCAAAGUUUGGAUGGGACUGCUGGCAGACUCUUAAAAAGAGAUUUUUUUGUGGAUUUUCAGGAGGCAGAAUGUGAAUCCAGGCACUGGCUUGUGACUCUCGCCGCCGAUCAAAGCGGAAGACCACAAAUACUGAGAAAUUUAUGAUUAUGCUGCAUUUGUAGACAAUGCUGUCCUGUCGACUUACUCGGAGCUUUGUAAAGAGGUCAGAUCCCUUUGGACUACUCCUUACCACAAAGAGAGGCACGCCCGCAUACACAAACACGCACAAAGGCUUGCUUUUUUUUUGUUUUUUGUUUUUUCCAACCGGCUGGACGGAGCACCACCUGCAAGGCUGUGAUGGCAUGCACACAGGCACGAGGCUCUGAUGCAAAACAAGGACUGUUUGAAAUGCUAAUCAUGGGGAGAAUGGGGAGAGAGGAGAGGAGAGGAGCUUCUUCACUGUAGAGAGUAUUUACAUCAUGCUUUUGUUUGUCUCUCUAAACCGAGUGCUCCUGUGGAGGGGAACUCCGAUGCGAGCAGUGAUGGGAAACAUUUCUCCUGUCUUGAAGCAAGCGGCAGUCGCUAACAGAACAGAAUGGUUACCGUUAUUACCCCUCCAUCAGCUGUCCUCUUCGUGUGAAUCAUUUCUCCUUCCGGCCCCGCCCUGAUCGCCCGUCUUCCGUCUCUCGAGCUCAGUCAAACACUUUGCAUUUUUUACCUUUUGCAAUGAGGAGACACUUAACGAUAACACAAGUACACAAGCGUCUGCGAAUCAUCACAUCCGAGGCGUCAGGCCUGUACGAGGGGCCUCGAGUUGCCUAGUUGAGAGCAGCUGAAUUUACAUCAGUUUGCUCAACAUCUGCUUAACGCAGUCAUGCACUGUGAUUGUUUUGGUCCAGACAAGAUUCAACAGUGAGGUGUUACGGGGGGCCCAAAAAACAUGCAACAUUAAACUCAUGAUAAUCAUGAUUAUUUCUGUUGGUUAUUCCUCUUAAUGGGUAAAAUCUUCUACUAUCUUAUUUAACCCACAGGAGCUUGUCGUGCAGCUGAUAACAGUAUUAUUGACAUGAUCUGACCCGGCAGUCAGAUGAAGUAGGAAAACGGCACUGUUUACAAAAGAACUCAGGUAGUACAACGAUGACCCGCGCUCUAACCACAGUUAUUAAGUAUUAUCUCGGAACAAUCAGACUAAAUGAAAUGCUCAGCAUCUAUCUCCAUUUCACCUGCUUGAACCAUUUUGUAAAGCCUCAAAACAUUCCCUGCUUCUAACAUCUCAGUUGUGAUCUUUCCUUUGUCUCAUGUGAUCGUUUACUGAAUAUUUUGGGCUGUGGGAAACUGUGAGGGGGGAUCUGUCGACCUUCCUCUGACAAGCUUGAGACCAAAUGAUCGAUCCAAAAAACAAAAUAGCAGGUUCAAAGACCUAGAACAAUCUUUGCGUCAAUUAUGUAUUUAUUCUGUUUUUCCAACCCUAUUACAGCCGUCGGCAUCAAAUGCCAUACAUCAUUUGAUUAAGGGGAACGUUAUGUUUUAGUCUGGCUCAACUGAAAGUCCCAAUUUUACAUUUGCUUUGAACGAGAAUGAAUGAAUGUACAAACACAAGAGGCAAUUCUUUCUUCUUGACUGGGAAGUGAGAAUCUCAGGAAGUAAAAAAAAAAAAAAAAAUAAUAAU